CACCCUGGGAGAUGGGGGCCUAGUUUUUCAAGUUUCCUGAUCAUCCGCCUAGCCUCGAUUUGGCCGGACAGUGGAAAACAUUUGGGAUUUCCAGAACAAAAGCAACACGGGCAGAGGGCCGGAGCAGGGAAACACCAAAGAAACGCGUCAUUUUUGUUACAGUGAACAGGGAGGAAAAAAGAAAAGGAGGACAAGAAAGAUCAUAAAGCAUAAAGAGAAAGUGGGGGACGGAGAAAAGGAGCCCGGAGCGAGCGGCGGCGGCGGAUCGACGGGUAUUGUGCCUACUGUUGGAGGGUGAAGGCAGAUUAUUUCUGCCAACCAAGACAAAAAAAAACCUGAUUCAUUUUUCUCGGAGGGUCACUGGAGAUCGGAAGUUCAGAGGUUAUUAGGACAACUUCUGGAAAAGGUCUGAAGUGGAGCUGGGGAUGACGACACUGAUGGCGGAGAAUGACCGUGACUCAACAGACGUGGCGAGCGAGAAGCAGUCUUUCAGGGGUGGGGCUAUGAGAGAACUGGAGGAAAAUAAGGGAUCCCAUCAGACCAAGAAUGGGAAAUCUGACCAUACUGCAAUCGACAGUGACAGCAGUGAAGGGGGUGGGGCCAUUGUCAGCUUCAGCACCAAUCACAACUCUGUGGUGUGCCUACCCUUGGUGUCAGAGGGGCUCAAGCUUGUCUGGACCCAGUCAGACCAGACUAGAGAGCUGGAUGGCAUCCCAGAACUGGUGCAGGCUUUCAAUGUAUUCCCAUACCCCACAUCACAAGAAGUUGCUUUUCUUGCACGGUGCUGCUCAUUACCCCUGGACAAAGUAAAGGUGUGGUUCAUGGUGCAGCGCAUCAAGUAUGGCAUCAGCUGGGCUUCUGAGGAAAUCGAAGAGACCCGGGGCAAGCUGUCAGGGCCCGAGAGAGGAAGCCUGGAGGACAGUGAGCAGGCACGGCCCGAGGAGCAGCCGGGGAAUAAUGGCUGCACAGACCUUAAAGAAGGAAUAGAAAAUGAUACCACAAAAGAAGCUCGACCUAUAUCGCUGCCUUCCCCACAAAAGCGAACCAAGUAUGAGCUCAAGGAUGCUGUAAAACCUCCCAGUCUCCCACACUUCCGUUCCUCACUUCCACCACCGCAGGACUCGUACUACUACCGUUCUCCAGUGGAUAGCCGGGCUUUGGCCAUCAGCUCUCCUGAGUCACCACCAAGCACCCAACGUCGACAUGGCCGCUAUAAGAAGUCCAAGGCUCAGCUGGCAGUCCUACGGAGCAGCUUCCUGCGGGAGAACUGGCCUGCCGAGGCGGAGCUCCGGCGACUACAGGAGGAGACAGGACUGAGUCGCAAUGAUAUUCGCAAAUGGUUCAGUGACAGCCGGUACCAACUGAGGAAUGGUCGAGGAGCACCUGGUGUGGCGCAAGUUUUCACACCCAGUCAAGGAGCAGAAGAGCAUCCACAACAACUUCAUCCUCUCCCUCUGGUGGCACACGGUCCCCGUAACCAGCAGUCUGGUCCACGGGGAGGGUCACGUGGAAGGGGAGCCCGCAACAGUAGGGUACGGGACACUCGUUUUUUCCAGAAUUUCUUAUCUACCAGCCUUGAAGCAGUAGGGGAGUCAAGGAUGGCUCUAGGCAUGGAGGCAGAUGAAAAGGAAGUAUUGUCCAUGGAGGACACUGUGGAAAGUUUAAAGGAAGAAGAGGAGAGUAAAGAAGAGCAGCCUCUUCAGUUGAUCACUGAUCGCAAAGGAAAUGAGACCAAUCAGCCUUUGGCUGCCCCUUCAUCUCCCUCCCCUUCUCCGGCCACCACUGCAUCAUCAUCCCCAGCUACUGCUGCCCUCCCUCACAAACGCUCAACUGCUGGCAUCUCUUCACACAAGUCUACACGCUCCGUCAAAUCCAGUCCUUCACUUGUUGCUCCUUCCCCUUCCGGCCAUCUUCCCUCACCUACGUCUUCGUCUUCUCCAGUCCUGACUGCUGCUGGCCGCCCAAGAAAGACCAAGCAGCAACUGGACGUGCUGAAGCAACAUUUCCUGCGUUGCCAGUGGCCCAAGAGUGAAGACUACACAAAACUGGUGGAGCUGACAGGUCUGCCCCGUGCAGAUGUCAUUCAGUGGUUUGGGGAUACACGUUAUGCAGUGAAAAAUGGCCAACUGCGCUGGGUGAGGGGUGUGCGUGACCAGUUCAUGGCAGAACUUGCCCUUCAGCAAAACGGGGGAGGCACUCAUAGUGCACCCAGGGGAGGUGGCCGCAAACGCAAGUUAGAGGAGAAUGGUAGUACAGUGUCAGUACCUGGAGGUAGUGUGGUGGACCCUCAUGAGGUAGGUGUUGCAGGGAACUCAGGGAUGGACUUUCGCCCCCUGGAAUUAUAUCGGCACCACACAGGCGCAUUGCAGGAGAAAGACCUAGAUGCCCUCUGCAGAAAAUCACGGAUGAGCUACCAGCAGGUACGGGACUGGUUUGCAUGUCAGGAGAGUGGAAUGUCUGACAGCGAGGUCAAUGUCACUGAUUGAGUGAGCAGUAAUACUAAAUUUAGAAUUUUUUUUUUUUUGGUUUCUUUUUUGUACAUAUCUUUAAAUGUCUCUUGACAGAUGCUCAAACCCAGCAGAGUUAAUUUGCCUGCCUCAUAUUACAUGGAGGCAUUCCUUCAGAACUGAGUAUGUUUUUGUUAGUGUGUAUGAUGUGUUGAAGUAGCCUCAGUGGGGCUUGGAUGCUCCCAGUCUUGUGGAAACUCCUGGUCUUCCCAGCCUCAGAUCUGUGACUAGCACUGAAUUUUUCAUUAAGUCCGCUCUUUCUCUCCAGAAAACCAGGUUGGGGGAGUAUCUGGUGCCUGAUGGGGAUCAAAGGCGGUCUAGGCACAAUGGUUUAAUGAAUGUUUAUUCCCCCCCCCCCCUUUUUAAAAAAACAUUUUAUUUGUGUAUUUUAGUGUUCUAAAUUUCAAGAAGCCCAUUGCAUUAGUAUGGCAUUAACUUAAAUGUAGGGCUUUUGACAUUUCGUCUUCUAGGUACUGUAGCGUAGGCCUUAUAUAUGGUGAAUGUGAAGCAGAAAGUCUUAUUCCUCGGCUGGUCAAGACCUCACGAAAUGAGAAAUUGGCUGAUGGACACUAAGUUCACUAACACCUCACAAGCAACUGGAUGUAUCUGUAGCUUGUAGUUUAGACUGUCACACUUGAAUUUGGAGCCCAAUAAUUUAGAUGUGACAUUCAAGAAGUUAUUUUGUAAGCUUGAUUUUCUUUAAGAUUUAUUUUGCAAAGUCUCAGGCUUCGUGGAGUUCAGUAAUUCUGCACUCCAGUCUAUUACCAGGAUAUUCUACAAAUAAAAAUACAUUCUUGAACCUUGCUGGUCCCGUGCAAAACACGAGUCGAUGUGGAUGUAACCGUACCAAUAAUGCACAUAUUUCCUGGAAUCAGGAUGAAUGUUAACAUGUCCAUAUCAGAGCAAUUUUGGGUGUUGUAUGUCUGGUCCACAAUUCUAUGUAACCUGGUGACCAGUCCGUUUACUAAAAUAUCAAACUCAAAAUGACAGGAAGAGUGGACAUGACAUUAGCAGUGACAGUCCAAUAGUUUGCUGCAUCAGAUUUGAAUGACAAUUGCCAGAAAUGGCUCUUAUUGUUCAAGUAGUACUAUUUAUAGUUAUAAUGCCCUUUAUACACCUAUUUAAUAUUUUGAUAUUGCAUGAACAGUGCAGUGCAGGUGAUAACUUUUGUAUUUAUACAUGUAGUUCUUUACCAAACUGUGUGCCAGCAAGGUAUCAAAUGCAUCCUACUGAGUUAAAAUUUUGCUUAAUUUAUUAUUUUGAACUACUUUUGUUUAAUGAGUAUUGUAUUGUAUAGAUGGCGGCAGCCUAUGCGUGAGUUCUUAGCUUUAUAGAUUUAUGUUACUAUUCUCAGCACCCUGCACCUAGAUGCAAGUCAGACCUGAAUAGCUGGAAUAUUGAAUAUUGUAUAAUCCUGCUGUAUGACUUUUCCGGUGGCUCCUGUUAAUGAUGGGGAAGAUCCUGCUGCCGUUAUGCCGUGAUCAGUGUUACACAUGUGAAGCACAUGCAGUUCAAUGACCCUGAAGUUUUACAGUAGAACUGUGGAUCCCUGCCCUUGAAGAUUUUCACCCACCAUACUGUACGACCAGCUAAGUGUAGUUCUGUAGUUGGGCCAGCCUCCCUUCCCCAUGAAGCGUUGUUGCAGAGAAUAAGGCACUCUCCUACCAUAGAAUCAAGUGUAUCAGUCCAAAACGAACAUUCUCCGAUUUGUAACGUUAUGAGAAUUAUGUUUUUGGAAUGUUUUUUGCAAGUGUUGUAGCAGGAACAUCAGAGGCUGUCGAAGUCUGUGUAAACCUCAGUACCGAGCAUGUUAAAAAAAAUGUAGUGAACUGGACUUUUGUACCCGUUUCUAAUAAACUGAACAGACUACACUUUCA
This is a messenger RNA of Paramormyrops kingsleyae, 4384 nucleotides long. RefSeq names its product homeobox and leucine zipper encoding a (gene homeza). The record is from RefSeq and is a predicted model, not a curated record. Gene Ontology annotation, cellular component: nucleus. Gene Ontology annotation, molecular function: DNA binding; DNA-binding transcription factor activity, RNA polymerase II-specific. Gene Ontology annotation, biological process: regulation of transcription by RNA polymerase II. NCBI's taxonomy places the organism in Eukaryota, Metazoa, Chordata, Actinopteri, Osteoglossiformes, Mormyridae.